Schistocerca gregaria is the source of this 4665-nucleotide messenger RNA. RefSeq names its product protein sidekick-2-like. The transcript is spliced from 6 exons. The coding region runs from base 1186 to 2103 and encodes 305 amino acids. NCBI's taxonomy places the organism in Eukaryota, Metazoa, Arthropoda, Insecta, Orthoptera, Acrididae. Gene Ontology annotation, biological process: synapse organization. The record is from RefSeq and is a predicted model, not a curated record. Gene Ontology annotation, cellular component: neuron projection membrane.
ACUCUGCAGCGGCUCGCGCCGCCACCGCCAGGGCGCAGCAGCGUCGCCGGCGGCGCCUGGGAGCGGCACCGGGUCGCCAGUAGGUGCCGGCCGUCGAAGCCACGCUGACGCAGCCGCCAGAGCUCCGCGUCGCGACGCCCGUCUGGGAGGAGCUGCCGACCUCUGCUGGCCCAGGCAGCGCGCUCAUAAGCCUGCGUCGCGGGUGGCCGCCGCGUCAGGGGCCACAGCCCGCCGGGAGUCGGCGGUCAGCCUCCAGUUCUACCUAUUACUUCCGGAAAUCGGAUCUGUCACUGCGGCGGCGACACGCACUCUAAGUGAUCUGAGUGUGGCGAGACUGUGUAAAAUGUUAGUCUGACGCCAAGUGACGACAUACAUGCAUUUGUGUCCCACGUGUCACGCCUCUGGAUUACUUCUACAAAGUGUUCUGGUCAUUUUUUGAGGCAAAUGUGUGUGACGCGAUUAUGAAGUGUAAAGGACGUAACAUUGUUUCUCGCAGCAUUUCAAAUAUAUGUAUCUAUUGAGAACAUAGCUGUCAGCUUGACUGGAACAGUAUUUCUAGUCGCGUAGAGUGAAACACGCCCAGCUUCGGGUAAACACGAAGGGUAGAACUUUGCUAUCGUUUUGACGUAUCGUCACCGACCUCUCUUCAAAUACUGAUGGAUUAAUUUCAACGAAUCAACGGAAGAAAACUUAAAACUGUCCUCUCUGGCAGCUGUACACUGAUGUGAUGCUGAUAUAGUGUAUCCUUCAAUUAAAUUAUCUGCUGGUAAAUUUCUUAGGCGAUAUCGUGUAGUUUAAGUGCUUGCCGGGACAUCUGAGAACCUAGAUAAUAGUGUACCAAAUAAGGAACGUGCCUGGUAAUUAAGUUUAAAGCGUAAUCAGGCAGACUUUUGAGACACACAUUUGUCAAAAACUCUUCUGAAAAAAUAGAUCUGAAAAGUCUCGAUUUACUUUAACGACGUGAGGCUGACUCGUCACCAGGACCGCCUCCGACUUUUGAACACUCGUCGAUAUCAGCGAGGAUUUCUCUACGUGGUGGCAAACUGAGAGCCCAUAACGGAAGAUUGAAGGAGGUUACUGUGCCACCGGUUUGUUGUGUGUGACGGACUGCGCUGUGAGGAUGUAGUGGGAUAUCGACACCGGCGAAGAUAGCCUUGCUGCCGGCUGCAGCCCGAGUCCGAGGAGAUGCUGCUCAGAACGUUGGGAGCGCGCCUGCCGUGGUCCGUGUGCUGGGCCCUCGUCUGCCUACACAUCUACAAAGUUGGCAGUGAAGAAGAUGUUUCGAGCACAAGAUUAAUACCUGAGAGCACAGUGGCUACUUCAACGGUUCUGGCGCCGGCGCACCAACACGGGCUGUACACGGGCCCUUUCUUCGACACGAGCAUGCCUACCAACAUAACGGCGCAACUAGGCACACAUGCCUACCUGCCGUGCCGUAUCAAGCAGCUCGGAAACAAAUCGGUGUCGUGGAUCCGGCGCCGAGACGCGCACAUCCUGACGGUGGACCGGUACACGUUCAUCGCGGACGAGCGCUUCCAGGCGUUCCUGGUGGAGGCGACGAGCACGUGGACGCUGCAGGUCAAGUACGUGCAGGCGCGCGACGCCGGCGAGUACGAGUGCCAGGUCAGCGCCGCGCCCAAGAUGAGUCACUUCGUCACACUGCACGUCGUCGUGCCGCGCGUGCAGAUCCUGGGCGGCCCCGAGCUGUACGUGAAGGCGGGCAGCACGGUGGCGCUGCGCUGCGAGAUCUCGCGCGCCCUCGAGGAGCCGGCCUACAUCCUGUGGUUCCACGAGUCGCGGCGCGUGCUCGCCUACCAGGACAUGCACGUGGAGCGCGUCGCGCCCGACGCCACCGUCGGCUCGCUGCUCAUCCGCCGCGCCACGCGCCGCCUGCACUCGGGCAACUACUCGUGCCGGCCCAGCAACCUCGACCCCGCCUUCGUCUUCCUGCACGUCCUCGAUGGUGAGCACCCGGCGGCGAUGCAGCGCGACAAGAACUCCGCCGGCGGCGUGCAGCCCCCGCUCGGCCUCCAGCGUGCCGUGGGGCAGGCUCUGCUGCUGGGGGCGUUGGCGACCGCCCUCGCCGCUCCUGCUCUGCCGUGAGGCGGCUGCGACGCCCGGAGGCGGCGAAUUGACCCACCGAAGGACGCCAACACCUGCUCGGCAUCGUGACGUCAGUACGAAGACGUACUGCCUUGCCCGCACCUCGCGGACGAAACCGAGACUGGAAUAGGCCGGUGUUUCGACCAAAGGUGCUCUCACUUUCGUCCUAUCGUCAACACUCUUCCUACUCUCAGCGGAUAUUUUCCGACAGCAGAAUGCUGGCGCAUCUGUAGGUCAGCUGCCGUAAACGUGAAACUGUCCGAUACCUGCGGAGCUUGCUGUUUUUGUUCCUUACAUCGUUCGGUGACGAUAGUCGAAUGCAACGAAAUUUUUUAGAUACCGGUAUCGUAACACAAUACCGCCUCCGGGACUAGAGGAGCCGACGUGCAGUAUUUAAAAAGAAUCUGCGGAGGUAUUCUAUAAGCCGACGUCGUAUUUUAUUAUGGCUUCCGAUGCCAUACGACGUUCAAGCUUAAGUCACGUUUCGGCAUUGCAGUUGCAACUGUAACUUAUCGCAGUUACCUUUGCUAAUGUCUCGAACGUGUAGCUUAAUAUUUAUUCGUAGAGGAGUGGUGUCAAAUUUUUUGCAAAGUUGGAGGCACUCCCUGCUGUGACUACGAGAUGCUACCAUUGAGCAGUAUCAAAGACGUGAUUUGAUGAUGGACGAAAUCGAUCAAUAAGCUAUAUUCUGAACUGCAGGACUGCUUAAUGGAUCACUACUGACGGGCUUAAGCAUACGAAAUUCACAACAACAGAGGUUAAACUGCAUUUUUCAUCAACAAAGUUUCUCCAUUAUUUAGAAUAUUCACCGACUUCUCUUUAUUAAAGGAGUAACCUCAAACAUCGAACAUCCCGUUUCCUAUAAGCACCUUUUCUUCACUCAUGACAUGUCACUGAAAAGGUACAUCUUUCCAUUAGAGAAUCAGAAGAAAGUAUCCCAUAUCUUACUGAGUGAGUAAAACAAGAGAACUAAUCAUUUAAUACGUACAUCCAAAAAUUAUUCUCUCAGUAUCAUGAAUCACAGAGAAUUAUUAAGAAUCCACUGAUUAAUUUUACGGUACAUUAUUUCUUUCCGUAAGGAUCGCAUUUCAAAACUUAAAUCGAUUUUACACCUGCUCGUAAAUUUUGCUCACUUUUUACUUCCCUCUCUUCUACCGUUCUCUUCUUCCUCUUAUUCUUUGGUCUUUCAACUUCCCUGUUUGAUUUCUACACAUAUAACUUCAGAUUUUUCCUAACUGUCAAUGCGUAUUCUGUUUUCAGCUAUAUUUUUAUUUCAAUGUUUCUACAUUAAUGAGUGAAAAUCUAUUCUAUUGCUUACAACUUUCGCGCUAUUUGUACCCUCUGCAGCAGUUUUUUUUCCGUGACACCUCGUUUUCUUCCGUUCGUGACGCACAUGUGCGCUCUGGUCAAGUCAUCAUCUUUCAAUUCUGAAUGUUUUUGUAUGCUGAAAAUGGUUAAUAGUCAUAAAAAUCAUUGCUGUUUCGAAUUUCGCUUCUCGUAAUCUUCCUUUGACGACUUCAUUAGGUAAGAUUUAUAUUUAUUUUACGGUAAUUGAGACAUGUUAUAUUCCUUAAAUUACUUCACUAAAUCACUGUAGAUGAUAUAUUACGAUUAUUACCACCGUUGGAGAACUUGUACUGGGACCUAUGUUGUGAAUUCCAAAGAAAUAAUUGGAAAUAGGUUUCAGGCGAUAAUUACACCAGAAAUGCUGGCUACAACGGAUGUUGUUAAUUCCUUUAACUGUGUUUGUCGUAAGGCAAGGAACAUUCGCAUAAAUGAAUUGCUGGUAUCUCUCCAGAACAGGAACAAAAUCAGUCAAGUUUCCCGCAGAAGUUUCACACAAUUACUUUCGGGAUAGCUAUAAAAUCGAGAACGAGGACAGAACGCUCAUAUCUCUGGAAAAAAAGAAUAGCCAUUAAAUCUACGUUUUACUCCAAACUUUCCCACUAUAGCAUCGUAAUUACAUCUCUGUUAAGUUUAAUUACAACGAUCUUCCAAGUUUCAUAAAUGGAAUCCGAACCUCGUAGACGCAUCGUUGGCUGUGGCGCUUUCAGACUGAAGUGAUUAGGCUGGGACAGUGAGAAGUUUGCGCGCCAUGUAUAUAGUUCCAUCUUCUUCAUUGCCGCCGUAGCCGUUGUGUUCGGUGAGGACGCAGAACUAAAGACAAUUCAGUUCAUGGACGCAAUUAACAUUUACCCGCUAAUGCUUAAACUAAAUCUGUGAGUGUAAGUGAAAAACGAUUCUGGUCUACUUUUGGAUCUAAAGAGGUGAAGCAUACAUACAAUUUACAAACAUUUAUCUGUACGUAAGACUGUCGACAAACAUUUAUCUGUACGUAAGACUUUCGAAAAUAGACACUGUGGACGGUGGACGAUUUUAUGAUAUAGUCAUAUGUAUAUCAAGUGAAAUGCGAAAAAAAACUCUUCCAUCCUCAUGUUAAUACAACUGAAUAUGUAAGUGAUGCAGCAGAUGACUCUGAAGAUAUCAUUAUUUAAAUGUUUCUUAUUUUUGAUUUCAACGUUCUGUACGUUUCCUUUGGCAAAUAAACUACCUAAAACACUA